AUUUGCUUUUCCAAUAGUUUCUUUUUUUGUGGGGGUAUACAUUUCUCAGCAUCUCAUUUUCACAACUACUCCGAAGUAGUUUGUUGCAGCAAGGAAGUGACUCCGGCUUAGUUCCCGCGGUGAGGGUUGUUGUAGCAGUAGUAGUAGGAGUCAAGAGAGGACUUGGGGGGUGUUGUGCCCCAUUUAAGGCGGGUGUUUUGACCAAUCACCCUGGGAAAAAAGUGAAGCAGCUGUGUCUCCUACUCCCACUCUUACCUCGAAAGAGGUAGAGUGCAUGUGGGUUGGAAGAGUGCCCCCCCCCGCUUCUUUUUUUAAACCACCUCUAGAUAAAAACUGAUAGGAUUGCCCCUUUGUUGCGCGCUUUUAGAGGACUGAUCGCUAGGAAGGAGACUUACUUGGGAAGUGCUUUCCAUGGCUGCCGCCUCUGCUAUUGUCCCUAGUGGGGGCUCCCCAACAGGUGGCGGGACCACCCCAGGGCUGCUCCAGCCCCGCUGGAAGCGGGUGGUUGGGUGGUCAGGCCCCGUGCCUCGGCCCCGACAUGGGCACAGAGCUGUGGCCAUCAAAGAGCUGAUUGUGGUCUUCGGAGGGGGCAACGAGGGCAUCGUGGAUGAGUUGCAUGUCUAUAACACAGCUACAAACCAGUGGUUCAUCCCAGCUGUGCGGGGAGACAUCCCUCCUGGUUGUGCGGCCUAUGGCUUCGUUUGUGACGGAACCCGUCUGCUGGUAUUUGGGGGGAUGGUGGAGUAUGGCAAGUACAGCAACGAUCUCUAUGAACUGCAGGCCAGCCGUUGGGAGUGGAAGAGGUUGAAAGCCAAGACUCCUAAGAAUGGGCCCCCACCCUGCCCACGACUUGGCCAUAGCUUCUCAUUGGUGGGCAACAAAUGCUACCUGUUUGGGGGCUUGGCCAAUGACAGCGAAGACCCUAAGAAUAACAUUCCCAGGUACCUGAAUGACCUCUAUAUCUUGGAGCUACGACCAGGCUCUGGUGUGGUAGCCUGGGACAUCCCCAUCACCUAUGGUGUACUGCCUCCGCCACGGGAGUCCCACACUGCUGUGGUGUACACAGAAAAGGACAACAAGAAGUCCAAACUAGUUAUAUACGGUGGCAUGAGUGGUUGUCGUCUUGGUGACCUCUGGACCCUUGACAUUGAAUCUCUAACGUGGAACAAGCCCACCCUGAGUGGGGUGGCCCCCCUCCCACGCAGUCUGCAUUCAGCCACAACUAUUGGGAACAAGAUGUAUGUAUUUGGAGGCUGGGUACCCCUUGUCAUGGAUGAUGUCAAAGUGGCAACACAUGAGAAGGAAUGGAAAUGCACAAAUACCCUGGCCUGCCUCAACCUCGACUCUAUGGCUUGGGAGCCCAUUCUGAUGGACACACUAGAGGACAAUAUUCCACGGGCCAGAGCUGGGCACUGUGCUGUGGCUAUCAAUACCCGCUUGUACAUCUGGAGUGGCCGUGAUGGGUACCGCAAAGCUUGGAAUAACCAGGUUUGCUGCAAGGAUCUAUGGUACCUUGAGACAGAGAAACCUCCCUCGCCUUCACGGGUGCAGCUGGUUCGUGCCAACACCAAUUCCCUGGAAGUGAGCUGGGGCUCUGUCCCAACAGCUGACACUUAUCUGUUGCAGCUCCAGAAGUAUGACAUCCCAGCUGCCACCUCGCCAGCUGCCAAUCCUGUGCCCUCAGUGCCUGUCAACCCCCCCAAGAGCCCCGCUCCAGCUGCAGCUGCCCCUGUCCCUACAGUGCAGCCCCUGGCGCAAAUGGGCAUUACCCUGCUGCCCCAGACCACAGCUGUUGCAGCUGCUGCUGGUGCCGUGGCUGCUGCUGCUGCCGCCCCACCUACCACAACCACCAUCCAGGUGCUGCCUACUGUGCCUAGCAGCCCAAUGCCUGUGCCUGCUGCUGCUGCUGCUGCCGCCACUGCCACUCCUCGCCCUCAAGCUGUCCCAGCUGUGCUGAAGGUCACAGGCCCACAAGCUACUACGGGGACUCCAUUGGUGACGGUGCGUUCAGCCGGGCAGGCUGGGAAGGGCCCUGUGACAGUUACUUCACUGCCGGCCGGGGUUCGUAUGGUGGUACCCACGCAGAACACUCAAGGGACAGUGAUUGGCAGUAGCCCCCAGAUGAGUGGCAUGGCUGCUCUGGCAGCUGCUGCUGCUGCCACUCAAAAAAUUCCACCAUCUUCAGCCCCUACAAUGCUGAGUGUGCCUGCUGGCACAACCCUAGUUAAGACUGUUGCUGUUUCGCCAGGCACCACCACGCUACCCACCACAGUUAAAGUUGCCUCUUCUCCCGUCAUGGCCAUGUUGAUGCAGGUGAGCAACCCAGCAACCCGCAUGCUGAAGACAGCCGCCGCUCAAGUUGGCACCUCAGUAUCUUCAUCCACCACCAAUACGCCUACUCGGCCCAUCAUCACCGUGCACAAGUCUGGCACUGUCACUGUAGCACAGCAGGCCCAGGUGAUGACCACUGUGGUGGGAGGGGUGACCAAGACCAUCACAUUGGUGAAAAGUCCCAUCUCAGUGCCUGGAGGCAGUGCAUUGAUUUCCAAUUUGGGUAAAAUGAUGUCAGUUGUUCAGACUAAACCUGUUCAGACAUCAGCUGUGACAGGCCAGGCAUCAAGUGGCCCUGUGACCCAGAUAAUACAGACCAAAGGGCCCCUGCCUGCUGGCACUAUCCUCAAGCUGGUGACCUCAGCAGAUGGCAAGCCCACCACAAUCAUCACCAGCUCCCAGGCAGGCGGUACAGGCACCAAGCCCACCAUUCUGGGCAUCAGCAGUGUCUCUCCAAAUACAACGAAGCCUGGCACCACAACCAUCAUCAAGACCAUCCCCAUGUCUGCUAUUAUUACCCAGUCAGGUGCCACAGGUGUCACCAGUAGCCCUGGGAUCAAGUCUCCCAUCACCAUCAUCACCACAAAAGUGAUGACUUCUGGCACUGGGACACCUGCCAAGAUCAUCACGGCUGUACCCAAGCUGACCACAAGCCACGGGCAGCAGGGUGUAACACAGGUGGUACUUAAAGGAGCCCCAGGUCAACCUGGCACUAUCCUGCGAACAGUCCCUAUGGGUGGAGUGCGGCUUGUCACCCCUGUCACGGUGUCUGCUGUCAAGCCUACUGUCACCACUUUGGUGGUGAAAGGAACUACAGGUGUCACAACCUUGGGCACUGUAACUGGCACAGUCUCAACCAGCCUAGCUGGGACUGGGGGACACAAUACCAAUGCCUCCUUGGCGACACCCAUUACCACCUUGGGCACCAUCGCCACACUUUCUAGCCAGGUCAUCAACCCAGCUGCCAUCACAGUCUCAGCAGCACAGACUACCCUGACAGCAGCAGGAGGGCUGAGCACUCCCACCAUCACCAUGCAGCCUGUGUCCCAGCCUACUCAAGUCACCCUGAUUACGACACCCAGCGGCGUAGAGGCCCAGCCAGUGCAUGACUUGCCCGUCUCUAUCUUGGCCUCACCUACCACAGAGCAGCCCACAGCUACUGUUGCAAUUGCUGAAUCAGGGCAGGGAGACGCACAGCCAGGCACCGUCACUUUGGUGUGCUCCAAUCCACCAUGCGAGACACACGAAACGGGCACCACCAACACAGCCACGACGACUGUAGUGGGCACUUUGGGUGGGCCGACCCAGGUGCAGUUUGUGUGUGAGGGGCAAGAGGGUGGUGGGCUUCAGCCCAACGGGAGAGUGGUGCGGGUAUGUUCAAAUCCUCCUUGUGAGACCCACGAAACAGGCACCACCAACACAGCCACCACUGUGCGGAGUGCUGGGCAAAAGGUGUGCUCCAACCCACCCUGCGAAACGCACGAGACUGGAACUACCAAUACAGCCACCACCUCCAGGAUUGAGAAAGCUACUGCAGAUCCACCAUGCCAAACUUUCCAGACUAGUGCCACUAGCACUACCAUGACAGUGAAGCCCAUUGUGGGCACAGGUCAGCUAGUGUGCUCCAACCCACCCUGUGAAACCCAUGAGACGGGAACCACCAACACAGCCACCACUGCCACCUCUAACAUGGGCCGGGGGCAACCUGAUGGUGAGCAGAAAGAACCAACCAAUCCGCCAUGCCAGACAAAGCAGACUAAUACAACCAACACCACCAUGUCUGCAAAAGCAGAUGUGCCCACUGAGCAACCAUGUGCAGUCCGGAUGGUGAGCUUUACUUCAGCUUCUGGAGUGCCCAGCGCUGCCUCUGGCACCACCACCACAGCACAGGCCAGCGAAAGACUACCAGCCCCCAAAAGCCUACAGUGUGAAUCCCAUCACACCCACACCACCAAUACUGCCACUACGGCUCGGUCUCUGAUGGGCCGAGGGCAGCCUGACGGUGAGUGGGUGGGAUCCGCCAACCCUCCGUGCCAAACGCAGCAGACCUGUUCCACCAGCACCACCAUGUCUGCCAAAGCAGAUGUGCCUACAAAGCAGCCGUGCACAGUGCAGAUGGCAUUGCCCGAUUCAGGUUCAGUGCUGCCCCCCUCAAGCACACCUUGCGAGACCAGCAAAACAGGCGCCAAGGAUUCAGGCCCCCAGGUGUGCUCCAAUCCACCUUGUGAGACUCACGAAACGGGCACCACUAACACAGCUACUGUAUCCACGUCAAACCAGGGUACAUCCCAGCCACUUUGCUCCAAUCCACCUUGUGAGACUCAUGAAACGGGCACCACCAACACAUCUACAACAGCCACUUCCAGCAUGGGCAUAGGGCAGCAAGUGUGCUCCAACCCACCUUGUGAAACUCAUGAGACUGGCACCACCAACACAGCAACCACCACAACAUCAAACAUGGGCACAGGACAGGGCGAAGGUGCUGGGCAAACUCCUGCUGCUCCACCCUGUGAAACACAGCAGACAAGUGCCACCAGUACUACUAUGACGUCCAGCACCGGAGGUGAUGGCACCCACAUUUCCAGCUCAACCUCUUUGCCGGUUGGGGGCUCUGAAUCAGGAAAAGCCCCUGAGGGAGAAAGUCCAGGUACUGAAGGAUUACCACUUCAGAACCCAACCGCCAGAGUGUGCUCAAAUCCUCCUUGUGAGACCCACGAGACUGGAACGACCCACACAGCCACCACUGUCACCUCCUCCAUGGGGUCCAAUCAAGACCAGCCACCUGCCACCAAUGGCCAGCAGGGGGAACCUGAGUCAACUGUGACUGAGAGCCCAGCUGCCAGUAGCCCCAGUACUGUUACAACCACCGUUGCCUCCACACUGCCCAGGGCUGUCACCACCGUGACACAGUCAACCCCCCCGCCAGGACCCUCUGUGCCGAACAUUUCUUCUUUGGCUGAUACUCCUGCGGAGGAGGCCAGUCCCCCUGCUGAGACACCAGCUGCCACCAGUGCAGAUUCCCUUACAGGAGCCUCUGAACCACUGCAAACUCCUGCGGAGAUACAGGCAGCAGCAUCUGAGCCUCAGGAGCAAAUCCACGCUGCACCGACAGCAGGCACCCCACCAGCGGAAGCUGCUCCCCAGCCAGAGCUCCCAGCUCCUGUGGUGGAGGCCCCACCAGCACCAGCAGCUCCUGCCCGGGAGCCUGUCACCAUGGUGGUGGUGCCCCAGGUAACCCCUGCUGCUGCUGCUCCACCUCCACCUCCAGCACCAGCACCACCUUCAGAAGUAGAACAGUUGGCACUGCCCCAGGAGUUGAUGGCCGAGAGCCAGGCAGGCACCACCACACUCAUGGUGACAGGGUUGACGCCAGAGGAGCUGGCAGUGACUGCAGCUGCAGAGGCGGCUGCCCAAGCUGCUGCUACCGAAGAGGCCCAAGCCCUGGCCAUACAAGCAGUUUUGCAAGCUGCCCAGCAGGCUGUAAUGGGUUCUGGAGAGGCCAUGGAUACAUCUGAAGCUGCAUCAACACAAGCGGAGCUCGGUCACUUGGCCUCGGAAAGCCCUGAGGGCCAGGCCACGGCCAUCCCCAUUGUGCUCACCCAGCAAGAACUGGCUGCCCUCGUGCAGCAGCAGCACCAGCUUCAGGAAGCUCAGGCGGCGGCCGUAGCGGCAGCCGCGGCGGCGGCAGCUCAGCAACAGCCACCUCAGCACCCGCUGCCUUCCCACUUGCCCACGGAAGCCCUGGCCCCUGCUGACAGCCUCAACGACCCUGCCAGUGAGAGUAACGGCCUCAACGAGUUGGCUAGUGCAGUUACAAGUACAGUUGGGCUACUACCCCCUACGCCUACAGAGAGCCUUGCUCCAUCUAAUACUUUUGUGGCCCCACAGCCAGUGGUGGCGGCGGCCAGCCCAGCAAAGCUGCAGGCGGCAGCUGCUCUGACUGAGGUUGCCAAUGGGAUUGAAGCAGCACCAGUGAAACCAGAACCUCCCACUCAGCCUCCAAAGGUAGUUGUGAAGAAGGAGAAUCAGUGGUUUGAUGUGGGUGUUGUUAAAGCAACAAACAUGAUGGUGACACACUACUUCCUGCCUCCUGAUGAUGCGCCUGCCACAGAAGAUGACUCGGGCACCAUACCCGAUUAUUCUCAACUCAAGAAGCAGGAACUGCAGCCUGGUACUGCUUAUAAAUUCCGUGUGGCAGGAAUCAACGCCUGCGGCCGGGGUCCUUUUAGUGAAAUUUCAGCAUUCAAGACGUGUCUGCCUGGCUUCCCUGGAGCUCCAUGCGCCAUUAAAAUCAGCAAGAGUCCAGAUGGAGCCCAUUUGACUUGGGAGCCCCCUUCUGUCACCUCUGGGAAGAUCACAGAGUACUCUGUGUACCUGGCCAUUCAGAGUGCCCAGGCAGGCGAACCGAAGAGUGCAGCCCCUGCUCAACUGGCCUUCAUGCGAGUUUAUUGUGGGCCCAGCCCCUCAUGCCUGGUGCAAUCAGCUAGUCUCUCCAAUGCCCACAUAGACUACACAACCAAGCCUGCCAUCAUCUUCCGCAUUGCUGCCCGCAACGAGAAGGGCUACGGCCCUGCCACACAAGUCCGGUGGCUGCAAGAAUCCAGUAAGGAUGGCUCCAUGAUAAAACCAGCCAACAAGCGACCGCUUUCCUCUCCCGACCUGAAAACCGCUCCAAAGAAGCCCAAAGCAGAUGGGCAGUGAAGGGCAUCCCCUGCUGUCCCCUCUUCCUGCCUGCUCCACAGCCUCCACCUGAACCCCCAGCCAGUCAGCCGCCCCUUUGUGUGGAGGAAGAUGGAACCGCUGAAAGCACAUUUCAUACACCACGGGGCUGGACUCUUGGGGCGGAGGACACAGAGGCUCAAGUGAGGGAGCCCCAAGCAGGGGCCAUCGCUGUGCCAUGCCAUGCCAUGCCAUGCCAUGCCCCAGCCUAGGAAGGGGGAAGAAGGACUGGAGUUCCUCCCCUGCCCCCUGCUGCUGCCCCGUUUAACAUGGACGCUGAUGUUAGGGGUGGGUUUGGAGGGGGGAAUUGUUAUGGGGGGAGGGGGGCUGUUGGGUUUUUUACAAGUUGCAGUUACAGGAAUGAAGUUCUUUUUGUAUACCCCA
This is a messenger RNA of Lacerta agilis (Sand lizard), 7434 nucleotides long. It is a transcript of the gene HCFC1, whose product is annotated as host cell factor C1. Gene Ontology annotation, cellular component: histone methyltransferase complex. Lineage: Eukaryota; Metazoa; Chordata; Lepidosauria; Squamata; Lacertidae. Gene Ontology annotation, molecular function: protein binding; transcription coactivator activity. The transcript has 26 exons. The record is from RefSeq and is a predicted model, not a curated record. Gene Ontology annotation, biological process: regulation of DNA-templated transcription; chromatin remodeling. Bases 412 to 7032 code for a protein of 2206 amino acids.